UCCCACGUCCCAGUUGGAUUCAUUUCCCUAGCAGGGACACUCACCUAUCCUGGUCAGCUGGGAGAGCAGCAACUAUCCGAGAGCAGACGAGAGAGAGAGAGCUUUUCACCACAGCUGGCAGACAUGUGCACCGGAAAGUGUUCCCGCUUCAUCGCAGUGGCCCUGUAUCCUCUGGCCGCCCUCUCCAUCAUCUGCAACAUCGUGCUGUUCUUUCCCGGCGGAGAGGUCAAGUAUGCAGAGCAGGGACACAUCACCGAGGAGGUCAAGUACCUGGGGGGGAUCAUCGGAGGGGGGGUGCUGGUGCUGCUGCCGGCGCUUUACAUUCACCUGACUGGAUCACAGGGCUGCUGUGGGAAUCGCUGCGGGAUGUUCCUGUCCAUUCUGUUUGCGGCCAUAGGCGUGGUGGGGGCCCUGUACAGCUUCAUCGUGGCAGUGCUGGCCCUGCAGAACGGGCCCCUGUGUAAAUACAUUCUGUGGACGACCCCCUUCAAGAACAGCGACAAGAGCUACCUGUCCGACAGCUCCAUGUGGGGUCAGUGUUUCGAGCCCAAGGACAUGGUGCAGUUCCACAUCGGCCUGUUCGGGACCCUGCUGGCCACCAGCUGCCUGCAGCUCGUCCUCUGUGCCGCUCAGAUGAUCAACGGCCUGUUCGGCUGCCUGUGCGGGACCUGCACCGAAAAGGGGCCGCUGUGAGUUCCUGAAAGCCCCCCCCCCCCCCCCCCCACCCCACCACAUGGUAGACUGAGGAUCCAGGCAGCUUCUGCAGAAAAUACUCCCUUUCAACUCAUUUUUUACCUUCUUAGAGUUUAUAUUUUUAUGCAUAAUUCAUGUUUCUUACAUUAUGAUCACAAUCAGCAUGAAAAUCUUUAAUACGCUGUGAUGCCUUCAUCCCAUCCCAGAAUUUGCUGCUCAGAUGAACAGCUCUAUGUCUACAGCACAGUUUUGCUUUAGAAAGGAAGAUUUACACACUAAAUAAACUAUUUCUAGCUCAUACUUUUAAUAAACUUUUUUAAUCUGUC
This is a messenger RNA of Cololabis saira (Pacific saury), 1019 nucleotides long. RefSeq names its product transmembrane 4 L six family member 21a (gene tm4sf21a). The record is from RefSeq and is a predicted model, not a curated record. The coding region runs from base 124 to 693 and encodes 189 amino acids. The transcript has 5 exons. Gene Ontology annotation, cellular component: membrane. NCBI's taxonomy places the organism in Eukaryota, Metazoa, Chordata, Actinopteri, Beloniformes, Belonidae.